Phaeoacremonium minimum UCRPA7 is the source of this 639-nucleotide messenger RNA. RefSeq names its product putative polyketide cyclase dehydrase protein. The transcript has a single exon. The record is from RefSeq and is a predicted model, not a curated record. Lineage: Eukaryota; Fungi; Ascomycota; Sordariomycetes; Togniniales; Togniniaceae. Bases 1 to 639 code for a protein of 212 amino acids.
AUGGCAUCGUUCACAACCAGCGAGCCGCCGGUCCCGCGCAACCACCCAGGCACGUUGACGACGGCGACGACCACGCCGACACCAAGCUUCGGAGGAAAUGGCUCCUUUACGCUCUCAUGCAGCACGCGCAUCGCCGCCUCACCAGACACCUGCCUGGGCGUGCUGCUCAAGACGGGCGAUUACCCGAGCUGGAACCCGCUGAUCCCCAAGGUGACGAUGGACGCGCCGCCCGCACACCCGGAGACGGACGAGGCGAAGCUGCCGCCGGCGCACCUGCGCGGGGCGGACUACGUGGCCAAGGGCACGCUCAUGACGUUCGAGGUGCACGUCGAGCUCAACCCGGACAAGAUCACCAACCGCACGCCCAUCGAGUGCACCAUGCUGGAGCCGUUCCCCGGCGAGCGCAAGGGCUGGCGGCUCGCGUGGAAGCCGACGAGCUUCCCGGAGUGGUUCAUGCGGUCGGAGCGGAUCCAGGAGGUCGUGGACGAUGGCAACGGCGGCACCGAGUACACGUGCUGGGAGACCUUUUACGGGCCUUUCUCGCCGGUCAUCAGGAUGGUGGUGGGCGCGAAGCUCUGCAAGGGCUUCGAGGGCUGGGCAGAGGGAAUGAAGAAGUUCGCGGAGGGCUUGGAGAAAUGA